Molecule: messenger RNA, 2164 nt
Organism: Megalops cyprinoides (Indo-Pacific tarpon)
Lineage: Eukaryota; Metazoa; Chordata; Actinopteri; Elopiformes; Megalopidae
Gene: aida
Product: axin interactor, dorsalization associated
Exons: 11
Coding region: 146-1066 (306 amino acids)
Biological process (GO): determination of ventral identity
Cellular component (GO): membrane
Molecular function (GO): phosphatidylinositol binding
Source: RefSeq, a predicted model, not a curated record
CAAGGGCUGGGUCAGUGGAGUGUAGCACCGGUUCGUCUGGAAAGCCUGUAGCUAGCUACCUGGGAAUCGAUAAUGCGGAGAGGGAAAUAGAAUCCAGUCGGCAAUGUUAACCUGGAACGCGUCGUGCAAUACUACCUUUUGAAAAAUGUCAGAUGUAACCAAGACCAUCCAGAAAUGGCACGCGAGUUUUAAAAAAGGCACGGACUUUGAUUCGUGGGGACAGUUAGUGGAAGCAAUUGAUGAAUACCAAAUUCUUGCAAGGCAGCUGCAAAAAGAAGUUCAGUCGUCCAAUUUGUCAGAAUUCACAGAAGAGCAGAAGAAAACAUUAGGGAAGUUUGCAACAUGCCUCGAAAUGAGAAGCGCAGCCUUGCAGAGCACACAGUCCCAGGAGGAUUUCAAGCUGGAGGAUCUGAAGAAACUGGAACCCAUCAUAAAGAACAUUCUUACGUAUAACAAAGGUUUCCCCUUUGAUGUGCAACCGGUGCCUUUAAGGAAAAUCCUUGCCCCUGGUGAGGAGGAAAAUUUGGAAGUUGAAGAAGAGGAAGACGCAGUGGCCGGUGCAGGGUCGCCCGAAUCCUUUCCCUCCAGAGUCCCAGCUUUGCAAGGUACAUUGUUGCCAAGGUUACCCUCAGAGCCAGGAAUGACACUAAUCACAAUAAAGAUUGAGAAGAUUGGGCUAAAAGAUGCAGGUCAAUGCAUCGACCCCUACAUAACAGUUAGCGUGAAAGAUCUGAAUGGCAUCGAUUUGAACCCUGUACAGGACACCCCUGUGGCCACCAGAAAGGAGGACACAUACAUUCACUUUGGAGUGGAUGUGGAAAUACAGAAACACCUUGAGAAACUAUCUAAAGGGGCAGCUAUUUUCUUUGAAUUCAAGCACUACAAACCCAAGAAACGGUUUACCAGCACAAAAUGUUUCGCUUUCAUGGAAAUGGAUGAGAUUAAACCUGGUCCCAUUGUAAUUGAACUGUACAAGAAACCAACUGACUUCAAGAGGAAGAAACUCCAUCUCCUGACGAAAAAGCCACUCUAUCUUCAUCUCCACCAGACUUUGCACAAAGACUAAUCUGGGAGUCCAGGGACAGAGCAUGUGGAAGAACCAUCAAGCACCACGUUGCAGCCAAAUCUACUCAAGUCAUUCCACAGAUUCGGUGUUACCUUUGCACACUCAGCAUCCCUAAACCCAGGCUAGACCCAGGGCCAGACCAGGCCUUGAUGACACCACUCGUCCUGUCCUAACGCUGUGACUCGAUGGCCUCCAUGCCAUGCAACACCUUCCAGCUUGAGAGGGCAUGAUGAAUCCUUCAGAUGCAGGUUACUUUAUUUACAUCUAUUUUCUGUAUGUUUCUUUUUUGGAAAAAAAAGAAGGCAAGAGGUACGUGGGCUAACAGUCAGGAAGUCUGGCUAACUGCACACAGGAACAUUCCACCAACCAGCUUCAUGCCCCACACCCCCCCUCUAAUUACAUGGAGUUGUGGAUUUUUUUUUGUCCUCUAAACCCCUCCCCAGGAACUGAAGAAGAAAGGAUAAUGUUACAGUCGACUAAUGGAAGGAAGAUUAAUUUCAUACAGUUGAUGAUCAAAGAAUAUGUUGAUGUCACUUCCUGGAGCUACCUGGGAAGAAGAAAUGGAGGAUGCGUUUUGAAGCUCUGACCAAAACAGGAAGGGGUUUGUUUUUAGAGGUCACAUUCUUCGGCUUCUGAUAUGGGAUGUCAUUGGCCUUGUCCUGUUUUGGUAGAAGCACAGAAACGUGUCCUUGAUAUUGACAAGCUAUGAUGUCACCUUGUGAAAAAGGGCUUUUUUUUAACAAAGGAUGCUGCAUGUACCUUGCGUGGAUUUUUUUUUUUUAAUGCUGUUGCCUUUGAAAACAUUGGCAGUUACCCCCCCUACUCAGCCACUUUCUCUCUAUUUUUGUUUUGUUUCUUAAUAUUUGAUUCUAGAUGGUUUUAUUUUUUUAAUGUCAGAGAAUGCAGACUAUAGCUGGAUAUACUAAAGAAUACACUAAAAUGGUGCAUAUGGAUGUAUGUGUGCGCGCAGUUUGUGUGGAUGAGGUUUCCUAUGACAUCUUUUUGUGCUUUAGUUUGUCAUGAAAUGAUGCAUUGUGUAUUGUCCUUGGAUUGCAUAUUUACACUGCUUUAAUUUCUAAUAAACAAAGUGCUGCUUGA